ACUCGCCGCCAGGCGCUUACCUUAGCUGGGCUUCGGGGGAAACUCCGGCCGAGCCGGACGCCGAGCGGGGACGGCCCAGCACGCGCGGACCCCCUGGGUUUCCCCCAAUGAUCGCGCUCCCCAUCACCGGCUGCUGCCGCGAACGCCGGGCCAGGAAGAGUGAAAGCCGAGGAGCCGGGACCUUGACGCGCCGAGCAGCCCGGAGCAAAACAACCCAGGAUCGCCUUUAGGAGUCGUGUACCUUUCAUGGCAUAUGCUGCUAGAGGUUACUCAGUGACCCUCAUUUUACUCAUCACAUGGCUAUUAAUGAAAGCAGAAAUCGACGUUUGCAAGAAGGGAGCCGUCACCGUGAGUCCAGCCCGGAUGGUUUUGUUGGGAUCCACCAUCAAUAUUUCAUGCUCUUUGAAGCCCCAGAACGGCUGCUCGCACCGUUCGGAUUUCCAGAAGUUAACCCUCUACCAAAAUGGUAAUCGGCUGAGCUCCCUGAACAGGCGCUCGCUCAGCGUCCGAGUCUCCAGUCUGCGCCUCGGAGCCACGCUGUUCACGUGCAAGGUCUCGUGUGGCAGCCAGAAGGAGAUCCCCGUGUGUGGGAGCGAGGUCUUCGUCGGCAUCACCCCCGAGCAGCCCCAGAACCUGUCCUGCAGCCAGCUCGGAGAGCGUGGGACCGUGGUGUGCACCUGGGCUAAAGGAAGGGAGACCCACCUGGACACCGUGUACACCUUACGGUUGACGGGGCCCAACAACUUACAUUUGGAGAAUCAAUGCACUCUGGAUCAUGACGAUCUUGGAAUAAGCCUGAGCUCAGAUUCUCCCGAAGCCAAUUACACGGCCAGGGUGGUGGCCACAAAUAGCCUGGGGAAUUCUUCCUCUUCCCUUCCAUUCGUGUUCUCCUUCAUGGAUGUAGUGAAGCCUCUUCCUCCGAGUGGUAUCAGAGCUGACUUUCCCAAUAUGGCGGCCAACUUCUGUACCUUGCAGUGGCAGGACCCAGGGCCAGUGAUGCUCAAUCGCCUCCAAUUCAGGCCAGUCAAUGGGAGCUCCUGGGAAACGGUUCAUGUUACUAAUGCUGGAGGAAGAUACAAUCUCUACAACCUGAAACCAUUUACAGAAUAUGAAUUUCAGAUCGCCUCCAAGUUUCAUCCUAUCAAAGGAAGAUGGAGUGAUUGGAGUGAAUUGUGGAGGACUUGGACGCCAGAAGAAGAACCUGUGGGAACACUGGACGUGUGGUACACCCUAGAUGACGUAGAAGGGGGCCUGCAAAGUAUUUCUCUGUUUUGGAAGAACAUGAGUGCGUCGGAAGCGAGGGGCAGCAUCCUCCGGUACCAGGUGGUGGUCCAGGAGGUUUCUGGCUCAGCCGAGCCCCUCACCCUGAGGAACUCCACCGUGCGCAAUCACUGGACCGCCAAGCUGCCCCGGAAGGACUACGCCACCGCUGUUUCUGCGGUUAACUCCAAAGGCUGCUCCCCUCCCACCCGGACCUUCAUCCCCCGCCAGCCCCGGGAAGCUCCUCGAAACGUCUUCGCCGAAUCCCAGGGCGCCGACGGCAUCCGGGUGACUUGGGAGCCCCCCGGCCACGCCGCCGCUCCCGUCCAGGAGUAUCUGCUGGAGUGGAGAGAGCUCGGCCGCCCGCCUUCCCCCGUCCACUGGCUCCGGCUGCCCCCCGUCAACACGUCGGCCGUCAUAGCAGGACACCUCCGGCCUCGCGCGUGUCACCAGAUCCGGCUGUGCGCCCUGGCGGCGGAUGGAGCGGGAUGUGCCCGUGCCCGGGCGCCGACGGCCGGCACAGAGCCGCCGAGCAGCCCCCGUGUCCGUGGCGCCGCCUGGCCUGCCGAGGAGCCGCCAGGCUGCCUCCCGGACUACCGAGCCGGCCCACAGGAGCUCCACGCCAAGAACGGAUCUCAGAGCUUUGACGCUCCUGACUGGAACAUCCUGGUGGUGCCCAUCGUGGCGGCUCUCAUCGUGGUGGGGAUCUUCUCUGCACCGGGCAUGCGGGCCAAGGUGACAGCCGUCCUCUCUUCCCUACAACCCCAAUGGUGCGGCCAAGAGAUUCCGGACCCGGCGAACAGCAUGUGGGCCAAGAAGUACUCCGUCGUCCAAGGGGACGUUCAGUUCCAUUUGGACAAUCUUUCCAGCAGCUGUUUUACCGGCUCUGAAGAACCUGAAACGCUUGAGAUCAAAGAAGUUCUCCACAAAGCAGCCAUGACCCUCUGGGAGACACACCCCGUGCGUGGCCCGAGACACCCCGACUUCCUCAAGACAGAGAGCCAACACCCGCUUCCCGCUGUUGGGGCAGAACGUGGGGGCCCCCCGCCCAUGACCCCUGGGCCGUGCCAGGCUGAGAGAGGAGAAGGGGUGGCUCCGUGCCAGGCGAUGGACUCCGGGGGGGCAGAAGCCAGACCCCCGAAGGCAGGAGGCCCAGGCAGCCUCCGGAGCGGCAUCCCAGUGUGCUCCGUGCCCGCCAGUGUGGAUUACUUGCCUUCCCACCUAGACUACAUGCCCUCCGUCGCUGCUGAGCCUCCAGAAGACGGCGAGCUGCAGGGCCUCUCCUUCUCCAUCUUCCCGAAGGGCUCUUUUCAGCCACUCAUCUGUGGAGACAAGCUGACCCUGGACAGAGUGAAGAUUGACUCUGGGGCCCUUCCUCACUGACGCCGCCUUGCUCUCCGUCUCCCGGCCUGGAGAGCCGUGGCCAGCAGCCACACCAAAGCGAGGGCUCUCCCCCUCCGAAGACCACACAGCUGGCUCUAGGAGCCAAGGACGACUCCUGCUUUAUCUUCAUGAGAUGCAGCCCCAGCAGGUGUUGUUGAGAGAACCUGAGUCCCUCAAGGGACAGGGCAGGAUCGCUGGUUCUCUUUGUACCCCCAGAAAGACGUGGGCUUAUUGUACCCCCAGAAUGCCGUGGGCUUGUUGUACCCCCAGAAAGCCGUGGGCUUAUUGAACCCCCAGAAAGCCGUGGGCUUAUUGUACCCCCAGAAUGCCAUGGGCUUGUUGUACCCCCAGAAUGCCAUGGGCUUAUUGUGCCCCCAGAAUGCCAUGGGCUUAUUGUACCCCCAGAAAGUCGUGGGCUUAUUGUACCCCCAGAAAGUCAUGGGCUUAUUGUAGCCCCAUAAUGCCGUGGGCUUGUUGUACACCCAGAAUGCCGUGGGCUUGUUGUAGCCCCAGAAUGCCGUGGGCUUGUUGUACCCCCAGAAUGCCGUGGGCUUGUUGUACCCCCAGAAAGCCAUGAGCUUGUUAUACCCCCAGAAUGCCAUGGACUUAUUAUACCCCCAGAAAACCGUGGGUUUGUUGUACCCCCAGAAAGCCAUGGGCUUCAUAAACAAAGAUUUUUCCUGA
Molecule: messenger RNA, 3327 nt
Organism: Monodelphis domestica (gray short-tailed opossum)
Lineage: Eukaryota; Metazoa; Chordata; Mammalia; Didelphimorphia; Didelphidae
Gene: IL12RB2
Product: interleukin 12 receptor subunit beta 2
Cellular component (GO): membrane
Molecular function (GO): cytokine receptor activity; protein binding
Source: RefSeq, a predicted model, not a curated record